ACAGGGGUGGAAAGACUCUCGUUUGGGGUGGCAACUUYUCGGASUGCUGAUGCCUCGCCUGUCCUGAACGCAGCRUCCAUAGCUUUCAGCAGAGCUCUCACCUCAGCAUUCAGCCAGGGUUUCUGGUUCGGGUAGCAGGUUUCUGUCUUGGUGGUGAUGACAUCAUCAUCAGGACAAUUGGAAAUGAAGCCAAGAACAGAGGAGGUGUAUUCCUCCAGGUCUACCUCUCCCUCAUGAGUAGCUGCCUCUCAGAAGAUCUGCCAAUCUGUGGGCUGAAAACAGUUCUGAGCACAAAGACUGCAUGUCUGGGCCACACAGUGACCGUCUUCAUCGUUGGUCUAAUCCGUCUCAUCAGUGGACGAUAUGCUGGCACCCGGAGGAUAGAGAUGUGUUUGGAGAGGCCAAGAUGAGGAAGAGCUCUGUACGCACCGUGAAUGUUGCUGUGGACACGGUCCAGAGUGUAAGAUGGAUGAAAACUGGGCAGAGUGUCCGUCAGUUUGGCGUGGUUAAAGUCCCCCAGCUCAUGUAAAACGCCUCCGGGUGCUUCAUCUGCAUUGAGCUAACGGUGUCAUACAGCUCCUUCAAUGCUCCGUUGCCGUUAGCACCCGGUGGAAUGUAAACAAUGGUGACGAACACCCCAGUAAACUCCUGAGGCAGAUCGGAUGGCUGACAGCUGCUAACCAGUCCACAGUUCGUACACCAAUCUGCAUUCACUUACAUACAUUGUCCUGCUCCUUCUGACAUACAUUGGUUUUUCUGAGUAUUGGUCACAGUCUGCUUGGAAUAACUGAAUACUGUUAAUCUGGAAGGCUCAACAGCAUGUUGCUGUUAAGCCAGGUUUACGUUAGGCAAAGAAUGGCACAGUCCAUCUCUGCAGAAACUCUCAGCCUCAGAUGUAACAAAUCCACUAUCUUAUCCAGUGAGCAGACAUUAGCCAGAAAGAGAGUCAGAAUUGGAGGCUUCCUAGGCACCAGUAACAUGCUCGCCCGUUUACCCUUUUUCUGGUUUCGGGCACAAACUUUUCUUUUGACCAUUGGUCCUGGCACCCUUGCUGUGCCAGUCCAUUAUCCUCAAGAGCCGCUGUCUCCCAAGUGUGGAUUUCAGCUUUGGCGAUAUUUUACCAGCUGAACCGUCUCCAAUGGCCAUCAGCUUAACCGAGCUGCAUUCAGCCUUAAAGUUUGUUUUUAUUCAAACCUCAGCAGUUUUCUAGUUGUCCUGCUGAGGUAGUGACAUCAAUGUGUGACAUCACGCAGUUUGAUGUCACAAAGAGUGAUGCACAAAAAGCUGCACUCUUGAAUUCUAUGUCAUAACCAUUGCAGAACCUAGAGAGCAAGAAGGAUUGUUUCCCUACAAGAGUUUGAAGAUUUGUCCAGACAAAGUGAGUCAAAAUGAGUCAAAGCAGUAAGAGUUCGUUUUCGGAUUCAGAGGAAGAAAGAGCACUUCAAAUGAUAGCAAGAGAAAGACAGAGGCUUCAUGAUCUCUUGGAAGAAGUUGGCAGGAUGUCCUUUGAGACUCACUCUCUCAUCAAAGCAAAUGAGGAGUUAAAAAUCGAAGUACUAAAUCUAGAACAAGCAGCGUUUGAAGGAAACAAGCUUGCUCAAGAAAAGGAUGAAGAUAUUAAAAAACUGGUGGACAUGAACAUAUCCUUAGAAGAGGAUAACGCGAUCCUGGAAAAAACAUACACUGCAAUGGAGAAGAAAAACAUGCACUAUGAUAAUGAAAUUGCUGCACUGAAGCAGAAAUCCAGGGCUCUGGAGCAGGAAAAUAUCAAAUUGACCCUAAAAACCAACACUCUGCAGGAGAAAAACACCACCCUGGAGGAGGAAAACGCUGUCCUCAAGCAUCUAUUGGAGACUGAUAACACAGUUCAUGUCCAGGAAAACCCUGACCUGAGGAAGCAAAGCCAGGCUCUGGAAACAAAAAUCACCGCUCUGGAGGACAAAAACACCGCCCUCAAGAAGGAAAACUCUGUCUAUGAGCAAGGAAACUUUAUUUUGGACGGGGAAAAUAAAGUUUAUGCGGAGGAAGCUUCCGACCUGAGGCAGGAAAGAAAGGUUCUCUAUCAGAAAAACACUGUCUUAGAGAAAGAAAACGCCGGGCUGAAGCAGGAAAAAACUGCACUGGAGGAGAAAAACACCACCCUUGAAAAGAAAAACACCAUCUUCGAGGAGCUAAACACCAUCCUGGAGGAGAAAAACACAAAACUGGAGCAGGAAAACAUCGCCCUGAAGAAGGAAAAUUCUGUCUACGAGCACGUAAACUUUAUCUUGGAGGGGGAAAAUAAAGUUUAUGCUGAGGAAGUCCAUGACCUGAGGCAUGAAAGGAGGGUUCGUCUGGAUAAGAAAAACACAGUCUUGGAGAAAGAAAAAGGCGUGCUGAAGGAGGAAAACACUGCCCUGAAGGAGGAAAACACCGCCCUGGAGGGGAAAAACAGCACCCUGAAGGAGAAAAACACAAAACUGGAGAAGGAAAACAUCGCCCUGAAGAAGGAAAAUUCUGACUAUGAACAGAUAAACUUCAUCUUGGAGGGGGAAAAUAAAGUUUACGCCGAAGAAGUCUACGAUUUGAGGCAUGAAAGGAGGGUUCGUCUAGAUAAGAAAAACACACUCUUGGAGAAAGAAAACGAGGCGCUGAAGGACGAAAACACUGCCCUGAAAGAGGAAAACAAAGCCCUGGAGGAGAAAAACAGCGCCCUGGAAGAUAAAAACACUGCCCUGGAAGAGAAAAACACCAUCCUGCAGCAGGACAACUUCACGUUGGAAGGGGAAAAGAAAGUUUAUAUUGAGACAUUCUCCAACCUGAGGCAGGAAAGAAAGGUUCUGCAUACGAAAACCACUAUCUUGGAGAAAGAAAACGCAGCAGUGAAGGAGGAAAACGCCACCCUGCAGCAGGAAAACAAGAAAUUGGUGGAACAGCACAACCAGGAGCCAUCUCAUGACGAAGCCCACAAAGACAUCCAGUCGGGUACAACCCAGCCACAGAAGGAGCCACAUCGUUUCAGACGUGUAAUCGGAGGCAUCUGCAAUACACUGCUGAAAAUGUAUCAAACAGGCACUCUGAGGUACUGGGUUGAACUCUGAGGUACUGGGCUUCGUGGCUUCUAACUAAAGAAGUGAACCUCCAGGGCUUUAUUUAUAUGGAGUCCUAUUGAUCUCCCAGCCUGCUUCCACCUCCUUCCGUGAC
Messenger RNA from Poecilia reticulata (guppy), 3183 nucleotides. The record is from RefSeq and is a predicted model, not a curated record. NCBI's taxonomy places the organism in Eukaryota, Metazoa, Chordata, Actinopteri, Cyprinodontiformes, Poeciliidae.